Messenger RNA from Periconia digitata, 3782 nucleotides. The record is from the annotation of a GenBank genome assembly. NCBI's taxonomy places the organism in Eukaryota, Fungi, Ascomycota, Dothideomycetes, Pleosporales, Periconiaceae.
CCCACCCAUUUGCUGAUCUCGGCCCAGCCUUGCCGUUGCCCAUUGGGGGCUGAAUGCCCAAGGUGACUUAUCUUGCUGAAUGCUGCACGGAAUUUCGAGCAAUGCUGCGUGGCUGCUACACUGCACUACUCGGUACACACAUGCAGGAUGGACUUCAUUGUGGCAUCGUUGGCGUUGACAGCGCCGUUGAGGACCGGCACCGGCACCGGCACCGGAGACAUGCAGGGUUCAAGGCCGACCGAAGCACCUCUGUUCAGGAACUCGACGGCAUCUAGUGCACUACAACCUGCUACUACUAUCAAUGCCACACUGCCCUUGACCUCCAAUGCUGCAAACAUCACAUCGUCGCCGUCUCUCCGCCUCGCCAGCUCCAAUACCACUCGAGCUCCAGAUCUCAACAAUGCAACCGAGUGCUGGUCUUACUCCUGGUCCUACUCGCUGGCUUCAGAUGAAUGGGAUCGUUCCCACCAAGAAACCUCGUGGAUAGUUUCUACCUCCACGUUCACAAUCGCAACUGGCUACCCUCCUCUGCCAACCGUGACCGGAAACGCCAGCGUAGGUAAUCUCAGUUGGACCACCUAUUGCGAUGGCCUACCACGCUUCACAGACGCGGAAGAGGCAUCCAAACUUCAAGUCAUUACAUUGCCGACCCCCAUCGUGACAAGCACUGUCCGUACCCGUCUGAGCAGAGGGCGCGUGACGGAACCCAAUCCAUAUCCACGGGGGAGUGCGCCGUCCUGCAAGGUCAACGGUACCUCGGAGUGCACCAACAUUUGGAACAUGUUUGCCACUACAUUGCUGGGCAGCUUGUCGACCUGGUCAUCCAAGAACAUUUUGACAAUCUCUGUGCCUGCGACGCCCACAGCCGUGGUCGUCAACGGCCAGUCCACGCCAUUGAUCACUGCAGCACCAGGUCAGCUGCCACCUUUGCCCAUCUUGAGUAGUACAUAUCUACCCCGGGACGGCCAUGCCGGCAGUGCCUGGUACAUCGGCGAUGCAUUCAACUAUAUCGGAGAAACAGCCAUUGCUCCUGGGCAACAAGUGACCUUCACGUUCAAUGUCUGGGAAACAACCCAAAAACCUUUUGGUCCCAGUUGCGACGACGGUCUACCAAGUACGCCGGAUCUAGAGCUAUGCGCAAAGACCAGGCAGUGCACCAUACGAGCAAAGAGUGUUGAGCUGCUUUACUUUCCUCCGCCCAGCAGCUCAAGCGACUUGUGUGCCAACACCAGCCCAGGCUACAACAGUUACUCGCAAAGUAUUUACUCUCAACCUCAUCAGAGCGCUGUGGUCAACGGCACCACUUUCUGGGCCGACAAAGCCUACGUGCGUUACAACACAGUCUCCGCAUAUAGGUGGUGCGAUUAUAGAAGUGGAAUCGGAGAGACAUCAGUGCCUUUUGGCAAUACAUAUACAGACGCUUACGUCGAAGUCGAAUCACGCGAUAUAUCCACCAUGUGCGGGUGGCAAAUGGGUUUGGCAGGGCUAGUUGUUGCUGCCACACCUCAUCCGAUGAACUUCGCCGAUCUGUCGGGGCCUGUGCCAAGCAGUGCCUAUAAUUGUUUGUCAGUGUGCGAUCUUCAGGGUGGAUGUGACUCCAUCGUGCAGACUCUCUUCCAACCCAACUUGGCUGUACCACCCCAAGUCAGGGGCCUGGAUCCAGAGUGGGCUGAUUGCGUUCCCUACUUUGAGGGUACCCAAGAUCCGCCCAUUGCACUGACUGCCAUUCCCGACUUCCUUACUUCCACGCCUGUUUCCCCGCCUGCGCCGGGUAGCACACCCACAAAUGGCCAACCUGGUCCUAGCAGUGGUCCAAAUACUGCUGAACCCACACGACCUGCUGAUCCCCCUUCAGACCCGCCUUCUGGUUCGCCUUCUAAUCCGCCAAACAACCCACCCAACAACAGUCCACCCAAUAACAACCCGCCUAACAAUGGGCCUUCCAAUCAGCCUGGCGGGAACACGGGAUCACCUACGGGCUCGCCCCCUCAAGGCUCCAACUCUCCUGCUGAUCCGUCUGGGGGUACAGGAACUACCCCAGGCUCGCCACCUCAAGACCCCUCAAACAACAAUCCUACCAAUCCUGGCGGCAGCAAUCCCGGUGGAAGCAAUCCCGGUGGAAGCAAUCCCGGUGGAAGCAAUCCCGGUGGAAGCAAUCCCGGUGGAAGCAAUCCCGGUGGAAGCAAUCCCGGUGGAAGCAAUCCCGGUGGUGGAAGCAAUCCCGGUGGUGGAAGCAAUCCUGGUGGCAGCAGUCCUGGUGGAAGCAAUCCCGGAGGAGGUAAUGGCGGUGGAAACAGACCCGUCACCACCAUAACACCUCAGCCCAUCAACAUCGACCCCACUCAGUCCGUUGAAACAGAAGCGCAAGCAACAGGCACGAAUUCAGAUUCAGGCCGUAGUGGUCUGACAGUGGGAACUCCAACAACCAUCAACGGAAUACCAGUGACGGUCCAACCGGAUGGAAGUAUUUCCGUCACCGAUCCAAACGGUAACCAACAAACCGUUCGACCGGGGCAGAACCAAAUUUCCGUCAACGGACACACCGUCUUCGUAUCUCCGUUUGGAGACAAGCUAGUCGUGGAUGGCCAAGUGCACAGUAUCUCGCAACAACAGUCUUCCACCGUGCGUGUCGCCGAUAUCCCAAUGAUAUUGAAUCCAGAUGGCACCAUUGCUGUUAUUGCGGGCGGAGUACGACAAACGCUGCAGGUGGGCGGCCCGGCAAUCACCGUCAACGGUCGCACUAUUUCCCUGGCUCCGAACGGACAGAUGAUUGUCGAUGGCAAAACUUACACGUGGGACACCACGCCCGACUCAUCUGGGAACAUCUACGUCACCGGCCCUGAUGGCUCGAAAACGGCUAUCGCACUUUCACCUACAUCGAGCGGUUCCGGUGGAUCGCCGGGCGGAUCGAAGAAUGUAGCUCAAGCUACAGCAACCUCAUCUUCGAAAAGUGGGGCCGGUGAGGGAGACUCGGAGGAUUCGCAAACGGGCGGUUCAUCCAGGACGAAUGGAGUGACGCCGACAGGCAGCAGCGAAGGACCUGGAUCUACGGAUUCGUCUUCUAGCACGACUGGAGCAGCCUCUAGUUUGAGGUUAGUCGAUGGUUGGAUCGUCUGUAGUUCUGUUCUGGCGGCGAUGGUGAUGAUGAUGAGAUGAUCCUAGAAGUAACGUUUAAUGCAUAAUUGUCGACGUCAAAACUAUCCUUAAUUCAACGCAACAAAAUGCCUAGUUCACAAUAAAAUGAAAUAGUACUUGUUAUAUUGCAUUCAAGAGAUUAACUUUACAUAUAACUCUUUUUCUUUAAAUGUAAAAGUUCUACUGUUUUAAGCUCUAUGUAAAUUCCAAUAUACAAUCCUUUAGAGUCUCUAUUGAAGAUAUCUCGCUGAAAAUAAGAUGGGAAGUUAUAAGCUGUUCUUCUGCUCUUUAAUUGUGUUUGGCUGCCUUAGUUAUACAGAACAUCUGUCUCCCUAUAAGUAAAAAAAAAUUACAUGAUAUAUACAGUUCUAUUCAAUACCCUCUCCCCUCGAUUAUGCCACAAAGAUGUUGAUGAUGACGGAUACCCAACUAACGCUAGCCUGCAAAGAAGAGAAACGAUGUUCCACUAUCCCCCCACCAUGCCCCCGCCGCUCCAUCUUUCCCCCUAGUAAAGCCCACCAUGCUUCUGUUCUAGCGAAUGCUGCAUGUACGUAUCGUUGUCCCCCUCAUUCCGCCGCUUUAUAAGAACAAAAGUUAAUCGAAAUUUCAUCAAAACCACAUCAUCCGCCUCCAACAAGGCGCUUCAA